This is a messenger RNA of Spea bombifrons (plains spadefoot toad), 2027 nucleotides long. Its product is annotated as A-kinase anchor protein 13-like. The annotation marks the transcript as partial. Gene Ontology annotation, cellular component: ruffle membrane; cytoskeleton. The transcript has 8 exons. The record is from RefSeq and is a predicted model, not a curated record. Gene Ontology annotation, biological process: regulation of Rho protein signal transduction; actin filament organization; cell morphogenesis. Lineage: Eukaryota; Metazoa; Chordata; Amphibia; Anura; Pelobatidae. Gene Ontology annotation, molecular function: microtubule binding.
GGAAAGUGAUACAUUGUAGCAAGUGGUGCUGAGUGUCCAUUGUGUAUUUGCACGGAGCGGGUACCGGAGGCUCAGGGCCGGGUGCUUACAAACUUUUACCGAGGAACCAUGUGUGGCUAUCGAGUUUGAGGAGCGGGACAUGGUCGGGUUCCCGGAGACACUUGUUGGAUAACCAGGAGGUGUUGGACUACCUAUGAAUAUUUAUAUAAUAUUGAGUUGGCUUAGUGUCCUGUGACAUGAAACUUAACCCUCAGCAAGCACCAUUAUAUGGUGACAGCGUCCUUACCGUGCAGCUAACCGAAGACAAGGAACUGGAAGGUGGCGAUGCUGUGUUUUACCUUCUGUUCACUGGGUCGACACUCAAUCAUUUAACCAGUACUCGGAAAGUGAAUGCUGCCACCCUAGAGACGGUCACCCCAGGUCACGACUGCUGUGAACGAGUCAAGGUAUCACUUUGUGCUUCCAGGAAAGGGUUUUCUGUGGUGGUGGCGGAGGACAAUUUUGACUUUGUGCAAGACGAGGCAUACGAUUCGGCUCAGUUUUUAGCUGCCAAUGCAGACAACCAACAGGCGCUAAUAUUUGCCAGGUUUUUGGACAGAUCGAGACCAUCACCUGGGGAUGUGACUGUUCUAGAUGAGAAGAUCACACUCGCCUUUCGACAUCUGCACUUGCCCAGUGAUUGGAAUGUCCUUGGAGGAAAUCCAAGAAUAAAAGAUGUCCAGCUGCAGGAGACGUUGAUGCACUUUGCAGCAAGACUGGGCUUGUGUCGACUGUCAAAGUUCCUUUUGGAGCAGCCAGGAGGAAGACGAGCUUUAGCUGUACCUAACAACGAAGGUGCUACACCCUUAAGCCUGGCUCUGGAGAGAGGCUUCCUCAAAUUGCAUCAUCUGUUGACAGUGGAGGAAGCUGGACAGCAGGACUUCGAGUGUGAAGCCUCUCAUGUUGAGCGUGUCGGAGACUCUUGUGUGAAGCACCACUGUGGAUUAAAUGUUUACGCUCUGAGCAAAAAAUCCCAGGACGAAACCAACAUGGAAAACCGCAUCGAAGAACUGAACAGCUACAUUCAUAGCCAUUCUAACUGUCCGGGCAACCGUGUAAGAGCAGAACAGGAGACGGCUUUGGAACAAACCACUGAUUUAUGCCACUUCCAUGAUGGCCUACAGAACUGUCCUGUUGAUAAGACACUCAGUCCAGGAAAAACCGUACUCAGUGAUGCUAAAAAUACGGACAGCCCAGACCUGCCCUUGGCAGAUGCGGAAAAAAGUAAAAAAGAAGAGAGCUUUGUUGAAUUGGACAAUACUAUGGAAACUGUGGGUGAGGAAGUUGCAGUGUUUUCCUUUGAAAGUAAAAAUAAAGAUAUAGAAGCUAAAGAGGAAGAGGUGGGGUCUGCGCCUAUUGUGGAGUCAGAAAAUGUAUCGGCAACCAGCGACUAUAUACAGAGCUUGUCCAGCGAUCUACACACUGUUGAAAGCCUUCUGUCGGGUCAGAAUCGAAAUGAGGAAACUGGAAUGACAUCACCUGGAAUUGUUUUGGACCAAGAAGGCCUGUGUGAGAGAGAUAGCACUAGUCAGGAAAUGAUAACCACUGAAGAGACAGCGUCUGUAAAUGCAUCGGCUAAGGAAGCUAGAAACCAAGCCAGCGAUCUUACAAACAACUCAAGUGCAAAUAUGGGACAGGCUGUGUCUGGCUACUGUACCAGCGCUGAAGAGGCACAGAGUUAUACAGAGAGUAGCGACCAGGAAACCAGCGAGACUGAACCACUUCUGAACCUACCUACUUGUUCACUAAAUAAUUCUGUAGAUAUCACUGAUGUGAGCUCUGACCAGGAGAUGAGUGUUCAUGCACUGCAACAAUGUCACACAUUGGACCCGGAGCAAAGAGAUCCCACGACAGAGAAUGGACUAGUCGGCCUUGAUACACCUAACGGGAUAGAAGGUAACAAUGAAAAGCCACUAGACAACUGUUUGGAUAUUUUAAAUAAAAGUAUUAUUCUCAUCAAUGAACCUGAACUUCCUGAUGUAAUCAUG